AUGUUUUCAGAAAAAUAUCAAGAUAUUAAUUACAUUAUGUCCAAGGAAGGCUCUUUUCAAAACAAACUUUGGGACCAGAACAUACAAGUCGAUACUUUUGAUGAAGAUUUCUUCAAUGACACCAAUGAUUUGGAGCUCUCAUUGCUAAGCCAAGGGAAUGGAAGUGACUACCAUAGUUCUGAGGAUAUGGCCUUUGGCACAAUUGAUCCAACUUCUGGAAGCGACAUUAAGGAGGAUUUUCUCAAACAUCUAGACGAGGAGCUCAAGGAGAAUAAGUUUAGUGAUCCCCCUUGCUUGGAUGUAGACAAUUGUAAUGACUCAUUGGAAUGCUUACCUGAGGAGGUAGAUAGUCACCUAAAACCCUCAAAUGAAGAAGAAAAGGAUAAUUCUUCAGAGAAGAUCCCCAAGUUAAUGAUCGAAGAAGGAACAAAAUUUAGCCUCAGUAGCUCGAAGGAUACCAAGACCAAAUCACUCUACAAAAGAGUGGAGAAAGUUGCAUGCCGGAUCUACGAAGAGAAUUCAGUACUUGGAAAGGUCACAAAAACUUUUAACAAGGAAGUCUAUGAAGACUACGAACAUGUUCAUGAAAAAUUCUUCUUGCCAUUUAUUCUAAAUGACCAAGAAGUAGGACAGAAUAUCGUAAAUGAGGAUAAAGAUUCCUUAUACACUUUCAUUGCCAUAUCUAUAAGGAAGAAGCACAGAGAAAGGAUAAAAGCACAAAUAAACAAAGCCCCCUUUAUGUCUCAAGAAGAGAGAAGCUCAUUGCUAUCUAAGUUUGAGACAAUAGAGGAGUCUUUUAAAAAGAAGUUAGAACAUCGUGUUGCCACCAGCAUUAGCUUUAGAAGAAUUCUUCUUAAGCUGCUACAAUUGCCAGAAUUGCUAAAUAAUCUAACACCUAAGGAGAAGGUCUAUUUCAACCAAUUCAGAGCUUAG
Messenger RNA from Moneuplotes crassus, 933 nucleotides. Lineage: Eukaryota; Ciliophora; Spirotrichea; Euplotida; Euplotidae. The record is from the annotation of a GenBank genome assembly.